Messenger RNA from Hevea brasiliensis (rubber tree), 3092 nucleotides. RefSeq lists its product as uncharacterized. The coding region runs from base 712 to 2760 and encodes 682 amino acids. Lineage: Eukaryota; Viridiplantae; Streptophyta; Magnoliopsida; Malpighiales; Euphorbiaceae. The record is from RefSeq and is a predicted model, not a curated record. The transcript is spliced from 2 exons.
AUUAUCUUAAUGUUAGAAAUAUGCUCCUCCAAGCAAGUGCUACAUUUGGUAGGAAAAGAGAUAAUUAUAAAAAGAUAGAAUGACUACAAUCAGACCUUUGGAUAUAAUUUUCAUAACCACUUCUUCAAAGGGUUGACAAAAGAUUGCACUUGAAUCUAAACUGAUAUAAUGACAGCUGCUCAUGUUCAAUUCAAUCCAUCUUUAUUUGUCCUUAGCAUCUCCCAAUCAAUGAGACUGUCUUAACAUAAAUUUUUAGUUUGUUGCAAUGUAACUGGAUAAAAAGAAAGGAGGAUGAAAACAGUCACCGAUUGCUUCCAGUAGUUCUUCUGAAAGACAAAACACCCAUACCAAAUCAGGCAUUGUGGAAAUAUUAAUCAAGCCUAGCUGUUUUAGAUGAGGCAUUUAGGAACUCUGAUAUCUAGUCGCUACAACCUCUGAGAAUGGUUGGCAGCUUCAAAGUUUUUAUGAAGGAAUUCAUUCUACUCAGAUUCGCUGGGCUUCAUUCCAACUAAUUAGUCAGUUUUUGUUAAAUUUACAAGAAAAUGGAUCGCUGUGAUACUUCUGGAUUUGUAAGCGGGGGUGGGAUGUUCUCCUUAAGAGACAUCUAACCCUAGUUUUGUAGCUAAUUUUCUUGAUCCCAGAAGUCAGGUGUACUGUUCAUUGAGGUUGAUAUUAGGUUUUGGAAAUCACUUUGUAUUUUAGUCAUUGUUUAUGGAGAACAAGUUUCAGAACUUGGGCUUUGCUUCUAAUUAUCCCUCAAACGCAUUCAACAUUUUAGGUAGUUUAAUGCAAGUUGGAGGAGCUGUGGCUGAAUAUAGUGCAGAUACUAUUUUACGUCUUGAUUCCCCUGGUUCUUCAGUCACUUACAGGUCUCCAUCAAAGGGAGUUAAACGGAAAUGGAAUUUAAUAGAUGGAUCCAUGGGUCAAUGUGUUGGCUCUUCAUUGUCUCUUGGGCUAGGCCGCACAUCAAGUUCCUCAGACAGCAAGGGAAGUUCAGCAACUGUUUGCACUACAAUGUCUUCAGCCAAAGAAACUGAUGAGGAGUCGUCAAUGGAGCUUGAAUUGGACUUUUCCCUCCACCUGGGUAAUGACAAAAUGUCAAGUCAAAAUAAAUCUGCUAGUUCAAAUCUUAAAGAACUAGAAUUGCAGCCCAAGGUUGAUCUGGAGUUGAGUCUUUCUACUGGUCCAUCUGAAUCUGACAUUACUAGUGUCUAUCCAUAUCCAAACUCCACUCCAUUUGAAUUUGGCAUGGAGAUGCCACUUGCUGUUGGUGGGGCUACAAAUGCGGAUGAAGGAUCAACAUCAUGUAGUUGGAAAACUGGGAUUACAUUGCUUCUGUCACAGAACAAAGAGGCUAGCUUCUUCUCCAACCAUUUUCGAAGAACUUGUGAUCCUACUCUUAUUGUUCCAGACCACUCAUCGAGUGUGAUAACAGUGCCAAAAAGUUCAGUCACCUGUACUUCUGGGAUAACACAGCGGCAACAGCCACAUCAACGCAGCUCUAGUUCCAAGUUGUGUCAGGUUGAGGGAUGUGGAAAGGGAGCCAGAGGUGCUUCUGGCCGUUGCAUUUCACAUGGUGGUGGCAGAAGGUGUCAGAAACCAGGUUGCCACAAGGGAGCUGAGGGCCGGACUGUGUACUGCAAGGCCCAUGGGGGUGGACGGCGAUGUGAAUUCCUUGGUUGCACAAAAAGUGCAGAAGGUCGCACAGAUUUUUGUAUUUGCCAUGGUGGUGGUCGAAGAUGCAGUCGUGAGGGUUGCACUCGGGCUGCAAGAGGGAAAUCAGGAUUGUGCAUUCGGCAUGGUGGUGGGAAAAGAUGUCAAAAAGAAAACUGCACAAAAAGUGCUGAAGGCCUCUCAGGCCUUUGCAUUUCACAUGGAGGUGGUCGUCGAUGCCAAGCGAUAGGAUGCACAAAAGGGGCUCAAGGGAGCACAAUGUUCUGCAAAGCACAUGGUGGUGGAAAACGCUGCACGGCUUCAGGAUGUACCAAGGGCGCUGAAGGGAGCACACCUUUCUGUAAGGGUCAUGGAGGAGGGAAAAGGUGUGCCUUCCAAGGUGGCGGGGUUUGUACGAAGAGUGUCCAUGGCGGGACCAACUUCUGUGUUGCACAUGGGGGUGGCAAGAGAUGUGCUGUAGCUGAGUGCACCAAAAGUGCAAGGGGACGAACAGAUUUUUGUGUUCGUCAUGGUGGCGGAAAAAGAUGCAAGUUUGAAGGGUGUGACAAAAGUGCCCAGGGCAGCACAGAUUUCUGUAAGGCACAUGGUGGGGGGAAAAGAUGCUCUUGGGGCCAUCCUGGCUCAGAAUAUGGUGUCCAGCCUACUGGUCCUUGUAACUCAUUUGCCAGGGGUAAGACAGGUCUCUGUGCGCUUCAUAGUGGUCUGGUGCAGGAUAAGAGGGUUCAUGGUGGUGUCACUCUGGGACCCAUCAUCCAGGAACCCAAAGUUAGCCAGCCUGAGAAGAUGAAAGAAGUUGUCAUUGCUGAGGACAUGAAUGUGGAUAUUGUGAAGAUGGGUCCUAAUCUUGUGGCAUCAGCAAGCAAAACUACUAAUCUGAAAACUUUUGGUGUCCCAAAUGCCCAUAGCCCUGUUGGGGAACCAGGCUUGCCAACAAUGUCAGUCUUCGUGCCAGAAGGCAGGGUGCAUGGUGGCAGUUUGAUGGCAAUGCUGGCAGGUGGUUCGGGCAUUGGCUCAAGCAGCAGCCAAGUUGUAGCAGGUGAUUCAGAGGCCAGGAAAUCUCACAUGAUGCCUCGGAGCUGGAUGUAGGUUUCCUCUUGCCAUUGUAUUCAUUUUGGCCUCAGCAAUAGGUAAAGUUUCAUGGAUGGUUGUGUCCUUUGCAUUUAUGUGGUUUAGUCUGUUGGUGUUCUGAACUUGUUCUCAUUCAUUUGUUCAAAUGGCAAGAAAGGUAUAAGAGCUUUGACCUCCCAUGCGUGUCAAUUUGGAUAAAUCAAGUAGGACUUAAUAGGUCUCUGGUGUUCUUCCCUGUAAAUACCUACGUGUGUCCAGCUGGUGGUAGCAUACUCAGGUAAAGGUUAUUGCCUGUAUGGUCGGUCAGUUUGUCAAACAUUUUCGCAUUAAUAAAUCCUUGUAGUGUAUCA